AUGGAGAAUUUUCACAUACACAAAAAUUUUGAAAUGGAUAAUACGGUGAGCUUAGUAUUUGGGAUAAUUUUAACCGUAAUUGGAUCAAUAUUUAUGGCAAUUGCAAAUUCUUUAAUGAAAUUAGGAUUAAGUGACUCUAAAAAGAAGAAAAGUAUGCUUACAAAUUAUUCUUGUGAUACAAAAUGGUAUAUUGGUUUUAUUGUUUAUUGUUUUGGAUCAUUUCUACAUAUAAUAGCACUUGGCUUUGCACCCGCAAGUACAUUAGCCCCAGUUAAUUCAUUUGGUCUAAUUGCAAAUGCUAUUGUAGCAAAUAUAUAUUUAAAUGAAAAAUUAGGAAAACUUGAAAUGACAUCAACACUAGGCAUAUUUUUUGGAAUUAGUAUUUGUGCAUGUGCUUCUUUUUUAUGUGAUAAUAAAAUAAAUAUAGAUUUUAAUCCUAUUGAUAUAAUUGAUAGCUGGAAAAAUCCAUGGUAUAUAUUUUAUAUUUUUGUUGCGAUAUUUUUAUCAUUUUUUACAUUAAUUUAUUUAAAUCAUAAAGAAAAUAAAAUAAUUACAGAAAAUGAAGAAAUUUAUACUACAAAAAGAUAUGUAGAGUUAACUUCGUAUGAUGAAAAAAAUGGGUCCAAUGAAGAAGACAAAAAUAAUAUAAAUUCCCCUAUCAGCAAUAAAAGUUUAAAUGAAACUGAAAAUGUAUACCCUAAAUCAAUUGGACUAGCUUAUGGUUUCUUAGCUGGUUUAAUUGGUUCACAAUGUGUUUUGGAAAUUAAAGAAAUUGUUGCAUUUUUACAUAUCGGGAUAACUAAUAAACAUAUAUAUAGAACACCAUUACCACAUUUAUGUUUUAUAUUUUUAGUAAUAUCAAUUUAUUUACAAAUUCAUUUUUUAAAUCUAGGAUUAACAAGAGGAGAUGCAACUCUUGUCGUACCAACUUAUUAUGUAUUUUGGACAUUUUUUGGAACAUUAGGUGGCCUUGUAAAAUUUAAUGAAUUUGAGAAUUUUAAUUUUAAUUCCAUUCUUUUAUUUGUAAUUGGUUUUGUAAUAACAGUAUUAUUUAUAUCUAUUCUAGCUGUACAAGAAAUAGCCUUUUUACGAAAAUAUGUUGAUAAAGAAGUUCCAGAUAUCGCUUUAGAGAAUUUAGAUGUCAAUGCCCAAGUAUUGCAAAAUAAAAAAUUAUCAAAGCAAGUUAUUUUAAAUAUGGGAUUAUUUCCUAUGUCAUUGUUAGGAACAACAGUAGGAAGAAAAAAAUUCCGUCCAUUAUACGAAAGAUUUAGAAGAACAAGAAGCAUUUUGUCUGAUACUCAUAUAGGAGAUCACCAUUGUGAAUAUUCGAUUGAUAAUAACAUAUAUAAUGCUUAUACAUUGCCUUAUGAUAUAUAUAAUGCCAAUAAGGAUUCAUUUUUUCCAAAUAAAAAAGCAUAUAAAUCUUUGGGAAAUAGUGUUGAAAACACUUACAUUUUUUAA
Plasmodium vinckei vinckei is the source of this 1461-nucleotide messenger RNA. RefSeq names its product inner membrane complex protein, putative. Lineage: Eukaryota; Apicomplexa; Aconoidasida; Haemosporida; Plasmodiidae. The coding region runs from base 1 to 1461 and encodes 486 amino acids. Gene Ontology annotation, biological process: magnesium ion transport. Gene Ontology annotation, cellular component: membrane. Gene Ontology annotation, molecular function: magnesium ion transmembrane transporter activity. The transcript has a single exon. The record is from RefSeq and is a predicted model, not a curated record.